This is a messenger RNA of Dendroctonus ponderosae (mountain pine beetle), 3262 nucleotides long. It is a transcript of the gene fzr, whose product is annotated as fizzy-related protein homolog. The coding region runs from base 535 to 1989 and encodes 484 amino acids. Lineage: Eukaryota; Metazoa; Arthropoda; Insecta; Coleoptera; Curculionidae. The transcript has 7 exons. Gene Ontology annotation, cellular component: anaphase-promoting complex. Gene Ontology annotation, molecular function: ubiquitin ligase activator activity; protein binding; anaphase-promoting complex binding. The record is from RefSeq and is a predicted model, not a curated record. Gene Ontology annotation, biological process: positive regulation of anaphase-promoting complex-dependent catabolic process; positive regulation of ubiquitin protein ligase activity; anaphase-promoting complex-dependent catabolic process.
CGUAAAACUGUCAGUGUCAGAUGGGCAUUGGUUAACUGCCAUAUUGUUUAUUCAGCAUUUAAAUAUUUAAAGCUCUGUAUGGAAGGAGGGGGUAUAGUUAAUGAGCUUCCAUAAUAUGAUUUUCUCGAUAGGAUAUUAAUCCACUUCCACAGAUCCACUUCAUUUACGUGAAGGAGUUGCCCAAGUGCGAGUGUCUGGGGGUAUGUGGGCUGCGCUUUGAAGUUGUGGGGUUUUUGUGAGUGAUAAGUUGUUAGUGAAGCCGCUUAGUGAACAAUUGGACGCCCCCAUCGAAGAAUCCGGCUGUAUAGUUUCCAGAGCCAGCAGUUUCCUCAAGCUGAAGUGUUUCCCUAUCGAGUAAACUCCCUGGGAAGUGUCCAACUGACAUCAGUGUGUAGUGAGCUGAUGCCAGUGUCACAAUUUAACAUUAUGGUGCAUAUUAGCCUGUUUCAUACAUAAAGCUGAUCAUUUAUACACUAGUUCUACAUAUUUUAUACAUUCAGUAAAGCCAAAGAUAAUCCCUAAUCGAUUGCAACCAUGUCAAUGGAAAACAAGGACAGCCAUAUCCUUAAUCCAACCAAGUUAAAAGUGGUGAGGAACUUGUUCGAUGUGUCUGCAACCCCUGUGGGAAACUACGAUAGGUUCAUACCAUGUAGAACUAAUAAUAACUGGAAAACUAGUUUCCCCACAAUGCCAGACCCCAAUAAGACUCCCCAAACUGGCAAGAAAUCGAACAGGGAGAAUGGGGAAAAUAGCAGGGAUUCUUCAGUGUAUAACAUUUUGUUAAGAAACGAAAUACUAGGAGAGAGGAUUGAGGAUGUGAAGAACCAGUGUGAUGACAGACAAGCUUUAACGCCAGUGAAAACUAGGAAUUUGUUCAGAUAUGGAACACCAAUUAAGAAAAACAACUGCCAAAACGAUAGGAUUCCGAUGAAGUGCCAAUCGGGUCCUUACUCGCUGUCGCCAUUGAGUGCCAGCAGCCAAAGACUGUUACGAUCGCCCCAUAAAGCGACAAGAAAAAUAUCCAGAAUACCGUUCAAAGUUUUAGAUGCACCUGAAUUGCAAGAUGACUUCUACCUAAAUCUAGUCGAUUGGUCGGUUCAAAACGUUCUCAGCGUUGGACUGGGAAGCUGUGUGUACCUGUGGAGUGCCUGUACUAGUCAAGUGACCAGGCUGUGCGACCUUUCCAGCGAUGCGAACGUAGUUACGUCCGUUUCGUGGAGCGAAAGAGGCAAUUUGGUAGCUGUGGGCACUCAUAACGGAUACGUGACGGUAUGGGAUGUGACGGUCAAUAAGCAAGUAAAUAAAUUAAUGGGACAUUCAGCAAGGGUUGGAGCCUUAGCGUGGAACGGCGACGUCCUCAGCUCGGGCAGCCGGGACAGAAUGAUUUUACAACGAGAUACGAGGACGCCGCCUAAUGUAACAGAGAGGCGACUCAUUGGACACAGACAGGAGGUAUGUGGCUUAAAAUGGUCCCCAGACAACCAGUACUUAGCAUCCGGAGGGAAUGACAACAGAUUGUACGUGUGGAAUAUGCAGUCGCUAUCGCCCGUGCAGACCUACACGGAUCAUCUUGCGGCUGUUAAAGCGAUAGCUUGGUCUCCUCACCACCAUGGGCUGCUCGCAUCUGGUGGGGGAACUGCCGAUCGGUGUAUUCGCUUCUGGAACACCUUAACCGGCCAACCAAUGCAAUGUGUGGAUACUGGUUCUCAAGUUUGUAACCUGGCCUGGUCCAAACACAGUUCGGAACUAGUUUCGACUCACGGCUAUUCGCAGAAUCAAAUUUUAGUGUGGAAAUACCCCAGUUUAACGCAAGUGGCAAAACUGACUGGACAUUCCUACAGAGUUUUAUAUUUAGCGCUGAGCCCUGAUGGGGAAGCUAUCGUGACGGGGGCGGGCGACGAAACGUUGCGAUUUUGGAACGUAUUUAGCAAAGCCCGAUCGCAAAAGGAAACCCGCAGUGUUCUCAGUCUUUAUACUGGUAUUCGUUAAAUUGUGCGCUAAUAUAUUGACAUGUUAUACAUAAAUGAUGUAUGUUCAACUAGCUAUUGUAGAAUGAACCAUUCUAUUUUGUCUGAUGGUGAGAAGUCAAUCGCGUUCGUUCUUAAAUUGUGCACACGAGUAGAUUGUAACUAUUGUAAUGCGGAAUUGCAAAUCUUUAAAGAAGUUAUUUAUAUUUAGAAAAUAUGAAUGUAGUUAAAUUAAGGGGUUCUCUGAUCUAAAAAAUGCUCGCGUGUUUCUAAAGAGGGCACUCAAAUGAGAAAAUAAUUAGUUUCCGAAUUUUAUCAAAAAGUCUAUAUUUGCAUAGUAAUGAAAUGUACUGAACAACACUAUAUAUUCUUCGGAAAUUUAAGUCGUUCCAGUAGUAUAUCCAAAAGGUAAUUUUCUUAAUUAUUGAAUAACUUGAGUAAUAAAGAAAAUUAAUGCUUUAUCUAAAUGCCUCUUUAGAAAUGCCGAGUGGCUUGCUUUAACUAAUGCCAGAUCACACUUCCUGCAUGUCGAAAAAGUAUCAGGACUGGACGAAAUACGUCUUAUUUAUUGUUUUGUGAUAAUGGCCGCUAUACUCCUGGACUAAUAUUUGAUUUUGUCCUGUAAAACUGGGAUCGAAAUUGAUGUUUGCAUGUAAAAUGUCCUUCCUUUUUUCCUUUUUUUAAGGUCGAAUUAUGUAGCAACUAGAGCGAUUUUUCUUAUUUUUAUUAAGCAAGUGGAUUAAUUGGUGAUUUUUUUGUUAAAUCUGCUGACCUAAAAGAUGGCAAAUGCCAUUAUCAAACAUUGUUUAUAAUUCCAAAUCAAAUUCAUUCCUCGGUUUCAGUCAUUUAUUGUCUCUAUUUAUCAAUCAAAAUGUGUUUCGGUGUAUUUCGAUUGAUAAAUAGAGACAAUAAAUGACUGAAACCCAGGAAUAAAAUUGAUUUGGAAUUGAAACACAGUCAGGAAAGUAUAUACAAUUGUUUAUAAUACUAGUCAUGGCGAAAAUGCCGCAAAAAAUUACAUUUUUAUAAUUUACCUAAGGGAUUUAUAUUACUAAUUCUUUAGUUGUCCUAAAAAACCGCCUGAAUUUACAGUUUUUAUUUCAAUGGCUGCACUUUUUAUUAUUUUGGGGAUGAAAUCGAAUGUAAUUUUGGUGUGUUUGUGAUUUCGGGUGGAAAUUGUCACUACUUUUACGAGUAAACGGUGAGGAACGAUUCGAAUUGUUGCAAUAUUAUUUACUUUAUAGUAUAUUACCGAUGGAGAGAAAUAAAGAAAUCAAUAUUUGUGUUUAACGUGA